AUAAAAUGUUUAUUCGUCUUUUUUUAUACAAUUGAUAAAUAAUGAAAACAAGGAUGCGGGUAAUUUGAGUUAUUAGAUAAUAAUUUUUCAGAUUUUAUUAUAAGAAUCUUAAGAUAAUGCAAAAUAUUAAACAUUGUGUAUAAUACUUUCAGAGUAUCUUAUUCAAUAAAAUUUCUUACAGAAACCCAGUCCAUUAUAAUAAAUUUUACAUAAAUAAAAUUAUAGAAUAGGUCACACAGAAGAUGUCUGUAGCAUUUACAACCCUCGCUGUUAAUCUUUCUUUUUUUGAAUCUGUCAUUUUUCAUGUAGUAAAUAAAAUACCGGAGUAUAAUUCUUCAUCGACGAGCACGUGUCGUGUCGUAAAACGAUUGACAGAUGAUGCCCCAGGAUUCGUAGCUUCCAUCCAUAAUGAUCAGUCUGGGCUUCAACGAAACGAUCGUAUUAGCUGUCGUUCGAGUUCGUGACUUGGCGUUAAGUCAAAACAUCGGCUGUUUACCGAGAAAAAGCCCUAUAUAUUGGUCGAUCGAGAUGGAAGAGUGCGCUUCAUUGUCAGUCAAUGAUGACGAGACGGCCGUCGAACGAACGCGAAAACGAGCUCUAUUAACGGCACCGUGAAGCCUCGUUUAUUGACAUCGCGCAAUUUGCCUUGAAAAUUCGUUAAAUAGAGUGGUUAAAUUGACAGGGAUGGCCUGGCAGGAAAUUUUAAUGGAAUUUUAUGGAGUUACUGUUUCAUGGCAAUGUGUAAUUUCAUGUUAAUGUCAAAUUAUUGUAUAAUCUAUUACUAGAGAUAACACUAAAUAACUAUUUAUUUGUAAAAAUAGAAACGAAUUAUUGUAAUGAAAUCGUACAAAAUUAUUCGUAAAAAAAUAGAUGAUAAAUCGUCGUGUGAUAUUUAAUAAACAGAAGUAUACUCGAGCCUCUUUGAACACAAGAACAACUCUGACCUCGUUCGGUUGAUUUGAACGGCGCGGCGUAUACGACGCGCUCAGUCUACGGAGCGCCACCGUCGCGAGAACACGUGUUUUGAUCGAAAAAGGGGUUGGAUAUCAAUGUAAGCAAAAAGUUAUUCUCCUCCUUGAUGAAACUAAUACGUCCUGAUAAACUAACUAUUGACAAUGCAACUGCAUCCUGGGCCCUCGACAUACUCGGUUACUCGGUAGAAAAAUUAAUGUUCGAGCUGAUGCAGCCUUGCAGUAUGCUAGUAGUAAGAUGUUCCUGGCUUGGUCAGCUCUACGAUUGUAACAAAAUCUUCAAAACAGUAAAGUCGCCCGAAGGAUUCUGUUGUGGCUUUAAUUACCAUUUCAAACUUUCUAAUAAUUAUCGUGACGAGAAUGCUUGGUUAACGAACAUAACGACCGUCGAAGAAGACUCGAAUGGAUACAAUUCUUCUGAUUCUUUACCAGGAAUUGGGCAGAUUUUACAUGUACCUGGAACUGGACGCGACGUUGGUUUAGCGGUAGCGCUUAACAUCGACGCUGAAAAUUAUAGAAGUUCGGUGAGACAAUUUGUAGGUGCCUCGGUACUGAUACAUGACCCCUUAGAUUAUCCGGACGUCGGUACACAGUCCAUUACUUUGCAACCAAGCCACGUAAUGUCGAUAACACUUUCCGGAACAAAAAUACAUAGUUCGAAGAAUAUUCAAAAGGUACCUUUACGCAAGAGGAGGUGCUUAUUCGAUGACGAGGGACCUGGAGGACGACAGUACAGUUAUCAAACAUGCAUCUCAGAGUGCAUGCAGCGAGUAAUGUAUGGUUUCUGCGAUUGUUUGCCUUUCUUUUAUCCAAUUGAACGUGAGUACAUCGUGUUAGAUCCAAAUGAGCGAACCUGUUAUUUGACGGACGUAGAUUGCAUUCUUUCUCGCAGGAGAAAUUUAUCACAAACACAGCUAUCUUAUAUCAACGAAUGCAAUUGUUUCCCAGAGUGUACUGACACAUCGUACGAAGUGAUAUCUGAAUCUAUACAGAUACAUGAUUUAAUGUACAGUUCCGAAUUAACACAUGAUUUGGAUAUAAAGAAGACGUCGUACUUGUACAUUUAUUUUCGAGAUAGCACGUACAUUGAGUAUCAUAGGCUACCUAUCCAAGGAUGGGAUAAUCUUCUCGCAUCUUUCGGUGGAAUCUUUGGAUUAUGUCUAGGCGGAUCUGUAAUUAGUUUCGUAGAAUUUUUCUACUAUAUGCUGACAAACUUCAUUACUCGAGCGAGAAAACAGGAACAAGGAAAUGAAAAUAUACCCCCUGCUUCGAAAUUAUUUAUUUCAGUGCCUGCAAAUGUAGAUCGAAAAACGUAUAAUGCAACACUUAACAAAAAUGCGAUUCUUACGUGGGAUCAACAAUUUUCUCAACAAAAUCAGAAAAAUACUAUUGAUUUAAAAACCAGUACAUUUUGCCAGUAAUGCAUACUUUAAUUUCAGGACAAUAUAUUUAUCUUUAACCGUUAAAUAAUUUAUUUUUAUUCAGGAUGUUUGACCUUUAAUAUUUAAGAAGUGUUGUGUAAAUGUUGUAUAAGAAGUAUAACAUAUAUAUAUAUAUAUUACAACGUAUAUAUUUUACUCCCUUUGAUUCUAUUUUUUUUUACAAA
Molecule: messenger RNA, 2577 nt
Organism: Osmia bicornis bicornis
Lineage: Eukaryota; Metazoa; Arthropoda; Insecta; Hymenoptera; Megachilidae
Product: pickpocket protein 28-like
Exons: 10
Coding region: 1079-2392 (437 amino acids)
Biological process (GO): sodium ion transmembrane transport
Cellular component (GO): membrane
Molecular function (GO): ligand-gated sodium channel activity
Source: RefSeq, a predicted model, not a curated record